AUUCCUGAAUAUUUCAAAUGUGAUUUCUCAAAACCCUAUUUCUAAACUUCAUAGACUCCAAUCUGCUCUAUAUUUAACCGGAAAUGUCAUUGUAUUUCAGAAAAUUUAAGAAAAAUCGAGAAACUUCAGAUAUCACUCACCGAUUGAGUGAGACUUUUGCGUCACAUACGUGUUCUUGUUCUGAUUAUAUCGGGCACAAUUACUUCCACGAACGGUUUUCCGCUCGCAUUGGAGCGAUUCCACAUUUUUUCUCAACGUUUUCAGCUGGCAAUUCCGAAAUUCGCGACGAACGCGUGAAAAUCGAUAGUAUCGACGAUAGCAAACGAUUUUAUGAUAGGACAGCGGAAACGGUUUCGAAAGAAAGCCUAUUGAAUUCAGAUUAUAAUUCGAGCAGUUGGGGAGGAGAAAACUGCGAUUUUGAUGGUUUCGACGAGUCUGAUGAAGAAGGGGAACAGAGCGACGAGGAAUUUAGGGUAUUGAGUGCCUUUGAUGGGAACAGAGCGCGAAUCGAAGCUUCUAGAAGAAUUGAGGUGGACGAAGGUGAUUUGAGGCAUCCUUUAGUGAGAGAGAUAUGUAGGUUGAUUGAUCGCAGGGCAGCAUGGUCUCCGAAGCUUGAAUCGGAGUUGAAGCGAUUACUGCGCAGCCUGAAACCGAGCCAAGUGUGCGCUGUGCUUCGAGCUCAAUCUGAUGAAAGAAAUGCUUUGAAUUUCUUCUACUGGGCUGACAGGCAAUGGCGAUACAGGCAUUACCUUGUUGUUUAUCACGAUAUGCUGAGAAUUCUGAGUAAGACGAAGCUAUGCCAAGGGGCUAAGCGAGUUCUUCAUCUUAUGAUUAGGAGGAAGAUUGAGCUCUGGCCCGAAGAUUUUGGUUGUGUAAUGGUGUCUUUCAGUAGAGCUGGUCAUCUCAGUAAAGCAUUGCAGGUGUUGAAUGUAAUGCAGAGAGCGGGAGUCGAGCUUGAUAUCUCAGUUUGCAACACUGCUGUUAAUGUUUUGGUGGAGGGGGACAAGUUGGAGAAAGCAUUGAGGUUUUCGGAGAGGAUGCAGAUGGUUGGGAUUGAACCUAAUGUUGUCACGUAUAACUGUCUGGUUAAGGGCUAUUGUGAAAGGAAACAGUUGGAUGAUGCAGUGAAGCUGAUCGAAGAAAUGCCUCUGAAAGGUUGUGCUCCAGAUAAAGUUAGUUAUUAUACUGUGAUGGGAGUUUUAUGCAAGGAGAAAAGGAUUGAUGAACUGAAAGGGCUUCUGAAGAAGAUGUUGGAAGAGAGUGAAUUGCAGCCAGAUCAAGUCACUUAUAAUACUCUUAUUCACAUGCUUUGCAAGCAUGGUCAUGGAGAUGAGGCGCUGGGGUUCCUAGGGGAAGCAGAGGAAAGAGGGUUUCGUAUCGACAAAGUUGGGCACACUGCGGUAGUGCAUUGCUUUUGUCAGGAAGGACAAAUAGAUAGGGCUAAAGGUAUCAUUGAUGAAAUGCUAUUGAAGGAAUGCAGCCCUGAUGUUGUGACAUAUACUGCUGUUUUGAAUGGAUUUUGUCGCGUGGGGAAAGUUGACCAAGCUAAGAAAUUGCUGCAGGAGAUGUACAAGCAUGGUUGCAAGCCUAACUGUGUAUCAUACACAGCCUUGUUAAACGGGCUUUGUAGGGGUGGGAACUCUUCAGAGGCAAGAGAGAUGAUGGACAUGAGCGAGGGAUGGUGGACUCCGAACUCUGUGACGUACAGUGUAAUCUUGCAUGGGUUUCGUCGUGAAGGGAAGCUGUCUGAGGCCUGUGAUAUAGUGAUGGAGAUGAUCAGAAAAGGGUUUUAUCCUUCCCCUGUCGACAUCAACCUAUUGAUUCAAUCAUUAUGUCGAGCUGGCAAGACAGAGCAAGCUAGGAAGUUAAUGGAGGAGUGCCUUAAAAAGGGGUGUGCUGUCAAUGUUGUGAACUACACCUCUAUAAUUCAUGGAUUUUGCCAAAACGAUGACUUAGCCUCAGCUCUAUCUGUGUUUGAUGACAUGUAUUUGAAUAACAAACACCCCGAUGCAGUGACAUUUACAACGGUAGUAGAUACGCUGGGAAGAAAAGGCAGAAUUGACGAGGCUACUGAAAUGGUCAAGAAAAUGCUCCAUCGCGGUUUGCUUCCUACACCCGUCACUUAUAGAUCACUUAUCCAUAAUUUCUGCCAGCAUGGGAGGGUAGAUGAUUUGUUGAAACUGAUGGACAAGCUGCUGCCUCGACAAAGCUUCAAAACAGCCUACAACCAAAUCAUUGAAAAGCUUUGUUGUUUUGGGCACACUGAUGAGGCUUACAAGCUCUUGGGAAGGGUUCUGAGAACUGCUUCCAAAAUUGAUGUGGAUACUUGCCACAUUCUUAUGAGAACUUUCUUAAGGAAUGAGAAUCCUCUUGGAUCAUAUCAAGUGGCUUCUAGAAUGUUCAAUCGGAAUUUGGUUCCUGAUUUGAAGUUGUGUGAGGAAGUGAGUAAGAAGUUGAUUUCACAGAAGAAGCUAGAGGAGGCUGAUAAGCUUAUGCUGCGAUUUGUAGAACGUGGGCAUUUUUCGCCUAACAGAAAACAGGCUCUCCAUAGUUGAACUGCAAAGUUCAGCCAUUCUUCGAUGUACAUACACAGCCAGCGGAAAAUUGGCUUACAGUAUUGAAAAUGCUCAAGCAGCUCGUGUCAAAGGCAUUGUUGUGUUAUCUAAGAGCAGUGCUGAUUCAGGGGGGGAGAAUCCUUAUAUAGUGGCAUCUGCGUCAUCUGAUAGUGUAAUACGCGUCUGGGACGUGAGAAAGGCUGCUGACGGAAAGCCCUUGAGUGAGGUCCAUACCAAAUCAAGGCUCACUUGCCUCGCUGGAUCAUCUAUCAGAUCUUUGAAACGGCCGCGCAAUGAAAAGCUGAACACGGAUGAAAAUCUAGAUGCAGCUGUAGAAUCAUAGUUGAAUGUUUACUUUCAUUAACGUUGCCUCCACUCUCUGGUCCACGGGGAUCUGGAAAAGCUAUACUCGUGAUAUGUUAUAUCGACUCCUGAAAAGACUUGAGGAUUUCUAAAUGAAACUCUCUUGUGAUUCUACACGGAGAACUUGUGUCCGAUGAUUUGAUUGUUGGGAUCCUAAGACAGUUGUCCUUGUCCAAAGCUCCAAGCACAAAAGGUUUGUGAUUAUACAGCUGCUGCUCUCAAGUCAAGGCUCUAAACCUUCCAUAAGCAGACUGGGCCAGUAUGUUUCCUUCCCUCAUAUAUCUAUUGUACUAACUCUGCUUUCAACCAAAUUACACUUGUGAAAUAUAAGUUUUUUGAAUAUUUACUUGGAAUGUUGAUUAAGUCGACUUCAUGGUUUUUUGCUUAGUCGUAGUUUCUAUGCUCCUCCCAAAUACUUUCAAGGGUAUAGUUAUCCAACUUUGUUUAACCUGUAUGCCGAAAACUUUCUUGUCACCGUUAGUCUGAGAAAAUCGUAACAUUAGCUUCUUGGUUCAGUUAGACUAGGCCAUAGUCUCUAAUGUAGAAAAAACUUUACUUGCUGGUAUCUUUGUGACUGCAUUGUACUAUGUUGACCACCAAUCUCCAUAAUAUCUAAAUGUGUGAUGGACACAGUUGUUGGUCAUGAGAGAGAGAGAGAGAGAGAGAGACAGAGAGAGAGAGUUGAAAACAACAUGACUAGAAUUUUGAUCAUAGAAGUCUAGGACACGACUCCAUCUGUCGACAUUUUGUCCAGAAUGACUAGCUAGUGGAUCCAAACUCCUUUAUACUUGCCAAGGAUUCAUUCAGAUGUCUUUUCUGCUCUUCCCUAAAUUCCCUCAAAUAUCAUUGUGAUUUAAAACAUAGUCUUCGCGACCGUCUUUUCUUUGCCACGUGAACGAGUGAUAAUGGUUCCACGUACACGUAUAUUGCUCGGUACAAGUGGGGUAAAUCCGAUCCAAUAUGCUCGGGUUCUACUUUGUCAGUGGUUUGGACUCAUUAGGAUACACACUAGCUCGAGUCAUAGCCCCAAGGUAUAGAUUCGAGUAGGUCUGUUCAUUCUCGUUCGAUUUCAUCUCAUGUACUUGUUCAUCAGUGCACGUCAUGUGUAUGAUGUCGAUGCUUCAGCGGGUGAUGCCGGGAAGGUGGCCAACCAACCCUAUACUACACUGCUAAAAAUGUAAAAAUUUAAGUGUGAUCAAAUCUGGUCUUCCUACAAUAACAAGUCAAUAAUCCUACUAUGUUGGUGCAAAGCUUGAAAAUGAUGGGUUUCUCUAAAGGAAAUAAAAAAUACAGAUACGCUAUGUAUCUUUGAAUUAUGUAAUUAUUUCAAUAGUAUUUUUAGUUGUUGCCUUCCCCAGAUUGAAUGCACUUGUGCUACAAAACCUAUCAAUUUAAUUAUUUUAAUAU
Messenger RNA from Salvia hispanica, 4325 nucleotides. Its product is annotated as Tetratricopeptide repeat (TPR)-like superfamily protein. The record is from RefSeq and is a predicted model, not a curated record. Gene Ontology annotation, molecular function: protein binding. NCBI's taxonomy places the organism in Eukaryota, Viridiplantae, Streptophyta, Magnoliopsida, Lamiales, Lamiaceae.